GCAACAUGUAGUGCUUGAUGCUCCAACAAAGAGCCAUGCUUUCAUGUAGAGGUGUGUGUUGUUGUUAACCAGUAGCCAGGCAACCUCCCCAAGUACGGUGUUCCCCAGGGGUGUAGAGUAUCACUGGUGUCUUGAUGCCUCGCAAUAUGUCAGACAAAGGAGUUAGCAAGUUCAUUGCCUUUUUAUGACAGGAGGGGCAAUUCCAGUGAAUGAAACUGACAGACAAUAGCACGAGCGAAUGAAUUGCAAAUAUCAAUGCCAGACAAAGACUGCACAUCUUUGAAAUAAUGGAACCUUCAGUGAACGUAGUAAGUGCUGUCAGCAUUUAAUCUGUACCCGCAACCAGUGCCUGUCCUACACAUCUGGCGGCCCGGAGCAAAAAACCCAGAUCAGAAAAAAAAACGCUAUAGAGGAACAUUAUUAUGUCUUUGCAAGAUCAGACAGGAGGAGCAAAUGUACCUUCAGCCAAUGUGCCCAUGGCACCUGGUUAUAUGCCUCCUCAGGUCCCGAUGGUCAUGGCAGUCCCAGACAGACCGCUGGGCUGUCCACCAGGUUUGGAGUACCUGACCCAGGUUGACCAGCUUCUAGUUCAUCAGAAAAUGGAAUUAAUGGAAGUUCUCAUGGGAUGGGAGACCAAUAAUCAAUAUGUGGUGAAAAACAGUUUAGGACAGCAGGUGUUUUUAGCUGCUGAGGAGAGCAAUUUUUGUACUCGUAUGGUCUGUGGACCAAUACGCUCAUUCCUGCUUCAUAUCCAGGAUAAUGUGGGACAAGAAGUGAUGACUUUGUCCCGCCCCCUUAAUUGCGGUAGUUGUUGCUUUCCUUGCUGUCUGCAAGAGCUGGAGGUUCAGAGCCCCCCGGGCAGCCCUAUUGGUUAUGUAAUACAAAACUGGCAUCCUUUCUUGCCGAAGUUCACUAUCCAGAAUGAGAGGAAAGAACCUGUUCUGAAGAUUGUGGGGCCGUUCUGUGACUGCAAAUGUUGUUCUGAUGUUAAUUUUGAGGUGAUGUCACUGGAUGAGUCUUCAGUCAUUGGCCGAAUUAGUAAACAGUGGACAGGAUUUGAAGCAGAAGCCUUUACUGAUGCAGACAACUUUGGCUUACAGUUUCCAAUGGAUUUGGAUGUGAAAAUAAAAGCAGUUAUAUUAGGAGCCUGCUUUCUUAUUGAUUUCAUGUAUUUUGAGCACUCUCAAAAACAAGAUCGAAACCAUCCUGGAGCUUUGUUCCCCGUUUGAUUAAGUAUAUUUUCAACAAUACAAACGAUGAACAGUUGUCUCUUUAGCAUCAUAACUGGUCCUAGCGUAGCGUAACGCAAUC
This is a messenger RNA of Puntigrus tetrazona (Sumatra barb), 1311 nucleotides long. Its product is annotated as phospholipid scramblase 1. The transcript is spliced from 10 exons. Gene Ontology annotation, cellular component: plasma membrane. Gene Ontology annotation, molecular function: phospholipid scramblase activity. Lineage: Eukaryota; Metazoa; Chordata; Actinopteri; Cypriniformes; Cyprinidae. Gene Ontology annotation, biological process: plasma membrane phospholipid scrambling. Bases 423 to 1229 code for a protein of 268 amino acids. The record is from RefSeq and is a predicted model, not a curated record.